AUGUCCAUGUAUUCUCACCGAGGCAUGGGAGCGGCUCCCCCGAGCAGCUCUGUCCGCUUAAACGAGCUUCUUGACCAGAUAAGAGCCGAAUUUGAGACCCAGCUUCGACAGACCGAGGGCUUUGAACACCAAAUUUCCGCCCAGGUCAGCGAGAUGCAAUUAGUUCGCGAAAAAGUUUACGCAAUGGAGCAGACGCAUAUGACUCUGAAGCAAAAAUAUGAGGAAGAAAUAAGCAUGCUUCGACAUCAGCUCGAGAAUGCCCGCAAAGGCGGACCCCAACCUGGCAUGCCUGGACCUCCCCAGCAUCCUGGCCCUUCUCAGCAGCCUCCAUCAAUCGCCCCAGGAAAUGGCCUCUUUAGCGGCAUCAUGGCUGGUGGCAAUCAGGCCGGUUUGGCCCCACCACAGCAGCAGCAACAUGCUCCCCCCCAAGAGCAGCAAAUGGGGCCUCAGCAUCAGAUAGCUCAGGGACCUCCUGGACUCCCUGUUCCUCCGCCGCACCCGAGUGCGCAACAGCCGCCCUACCAAGGAGGAUACCCUCAAGGUCCGGUAUCGAACGGAAUGGGUCCUCAACCACCUCAAAGUACGGCUUCGCCGGGCCCGGGCAGACGAGGUGUCGGCCGCGCGCCGAAUGCUGUUGGCCCGGCCACCCCACAGAUCAACACUCCUGUGCCAUAUCCUGGCAAUGCUCAGUCACCUCAAGUCAGCCACCCCACGCCAGACCACGGGCGCAUGGGCGGUCCUCGAGCACCGCCAGUGGGAAAUGCGCUGGGAGAUCUUGAGCCCGAUGCUGUUGCGCCGCAUAACAAAAAGACGGGUGCUGACUGGUACGCGAUUUUCAAUCCUGCCGUCCAGCGAGUUUUGGAUGUGGACCUUGUCCACUCUCUCACCCACGAAAGCGUCGUUUGCUGCGUCCGAUUUAGUCACGACGGCAAAUAUGUUGCCACGGGAUGCAACAGGUCCGCUCAAAUUUUCGAUGUUCAAACGGGCGAGAAGGUCUGCGUGCUGGAGGACCACAACGCACAAGACAUGACUGCGGAUUUGUACAUUCGAAGUGUAUGCUUCAGCCCUGAUGGACGUUACCUGGCAACGGGUGCUGAAGACAAACUGAUCCGAGUUUGGGAUAUUCAAUCACGUACUAUUCGCAAUCAUUUCUCCGGCCACGAGCAAGAUAUUUACUCGCUCGAUUUCGCGCGUGAUGGAAGAACGAUAGCAUCAGGCAGUGGCGACCGAACGGUUCGACUAUGGGAUAUUGAGCAAGGUACCAACACCUUGACGCUGACAAUCGAAGACGGUGUCACUACCGUCGCAAUUUCUCCCGACACCCAAUACGUCGCCGCUGGGUCUCUCGACAAGAGCGUCCGAGUUUGGGACAUACAUUCCGGAUUCUUGGUCGAGCGUCUCGAAGGCCCGGAUGGGCACAAGGACUCUGUCUACUCGGUGGCAUUUUCACCCAACGGCAAGGAUCUUGUCAGCGGUAGUCUUGACCGUACAAUCAAGAUGUGGGAGCUCAGCUCUCCUCGUGGCGGACAGAGCGGAGCUCCAAAAGGGGGCAAAUGUGUCAAGACGUUUGAGGGUCAUCGGGACUUUGUGUUGUCCGUUGCGCUGACGCCUGAUGCGAACUGGGUAUUAUCCGGGUCUAAGGACAGGGGGGUCCAGUUCUGGGAUCCUCGAACCGGCACAACUCAGCUGAUGCUUCAGGGCCACAAGAACUCGGUCAUCUCGGUGGCGCCCAAUCCUCAGGGCGGGUACUUUGCCACUGGAUCCGGCGACAUGAAGGCGCGCAUUUGGUCCUAUCGUCCGUUUUGA
Ustilaginoidea virens is the source of this 1806-nucleotide messenger RNA. RefSeq lists its product as uncharacterized. The coding region runs from base 1 to 1806 and encodes 601 amino acids. Gene Ontology annotation, molecular function: protein binding. The transcript has 4 exons. The record is from RefSeq and is a predicted model, not a curated record. Lineage: Eukaryota; Fungi; Ascomycota; Sordariomycetes; Hypocreales; Clavicipitaceae.